Molecule: messenger RNA, 1312 nt
Organism: Nezara viridula (southern green stink bug)
Lineage: Eukaryota; Metazoa; Arthropoda; Insecta; Hemiptera; Pentatomidae
Source: the annotation of a GenBank genome assembly
GUAGGCUUGAGUUUAGAGUCAGUUUGGCUCCGUUCGUUAAGCAGUUUGUACCAGUUGAACAUGGCCGAUAUCUCGAAGGAAGAUUUGAAGAAGGAGAUCACCGCCAUCUUGAAAGGUGCUGAUCUCUCAACAACUUCUGCCAAAAAAGUUAGGCAACAAAUUGAAGAAAAAUUGUCCAUUGAUUUAGCUUCAAGGAAAAAAGAAAUUGACGAAAUAGUCAUGCAGGUUUUAGCCAGCGAAAAGAAAGGCAAAAAGGUAAAGAAGAAUGGUAAUAAAGAUGAUGAUGACGAGGAAGAAGGUGAAGAAGAAGAAGGUGAUGAAAAGGACGAAGAAGAAGAAGAGGAGGAAGAUGAUGAUGACGAUGAGAAGAAACCAAAGCGUUCUCCUAAGAAGAUUUGGGCCAAGCGAAGAAAGUCUGACAGCGAUGGAAGCGAAGAUGCUUCUGAGGAUAAGGAAAGUGAUGAGGAAUAUUCACCAACCAAGAAAGCCAAGGUUGGUGCAAAAGCUAAGAAACCUGCAAAGGGUGGAAGGAAGAAGAAGGGUUCCGAUUCAGACAGUGAUGAAGACUGGGGAAAAGGAAAGAAAGGGGCUCCCAAGAAAGCUGGCGCUAAGAAGCGAGGUGGUGGCGGUUACAGCAAAACCUGUACACUAACGCCUGAACUUGCAGCAGUUGUUGGCCAGGAAUCAAUGGCUCGUCACGAAGUUGUAAAGAAAGUUUGGUCUAUAAUCAAAGAGCAAAAUCUUUAUGAUCCUAAGAAUAAGCAGUACGCUAUCUGCAAUGAUGACCUCAUGAAAGUCAUUGGUGUUAAGCGCUUCCGAACCUUUGGGAUGAUGAAGUAUUUAAAGAAACAUUUUGUCGAUUAAUCAUGACUGCACUAGAGAAAGAAUCGACAUCACCGUUAUACCCUUCGAAUCCAAUUGAUUUGGAUAAUCAUCUUUUAUAUACAUUAAUAGCUCAUGAAAUGUAUAAAUAUUUAAUUGUACCAUAUUAUAAGGGUUAUGAUUUAGAAUUGUACUGAAAUUUUAUGUAAAAAACUAAAAACACCUGAAAAGUCAUUUAGAUCCGUUAAUGUUUACUACAUUCAAUUAUUUGAAUGUUUUAUAUAUUUAUGUUUAAACUCAUAUUGUUUGAUUUAUGUCCCUUCGGGAUCUUAUAAUAUAUUUUAAUUUUGUAAUUAGCGUACAGCUUAAUAAGAUAGAUUCGUGAAUUUAGUGGACUUUUAUUUUUUUCUUUAGGUUCUUUAAUUCUAUGUAUUUUUAUUGUAACUGUGUAAUGUGUAUUUGUACACAAGAAAAAAAUAAAUAAAAUUUU